Molecule: messenger RNA, 1193 nt
Organism: Aspergillus steynii IBT 23096
Lineage: Eukaryota; Fungi; Ascomycota; Eurotiomycetes; Eurotiales; Aspergillaceae
Exons: 2
Coding region: 93-1025 (310 amino acids)
Source: RefSeq, a predicted model, not a curated record
CUUCGUUCUUCCUCUGCUUAUUCUUGCCUCUUUCAUCUCUCUCCAUUCGCAAUUGAAGUUUCCCUGAAAAAUACAACCCGCAUCUCUCAACUAUGGGUUGGUUCUGGGGCAAAUCCGAGGACCCCGUCAAGAAGUUGGACCCGGGUCUCCGAGAAUACCUCGAACAUGAAGCUCCCAAGAAAUACGUCCCUACGACGCCGGAGAUUCCCAAGCCGGUAGAUUCGCAGAGCCAGCCAUCGCAAGCGCCUCCGACCGCCGAAUCCGACGAGUCCUCGCAACCCGCCCUUCCCAACGCCUCCCUCUACCCCGACGGGCGCUAUGCCCACCUCUGGAAGACCUACAAGCCCCCCGCCAGCGAAGAAACCCAGAAGGGCGCGGAGCGAGUCAUUGAGAAAUACAAGCAGCGUGGCGACACCGUGCAUCGGGCUGCCAUGGAGAACUGCGCGUUGGAGCACGAGGAUUUGACAUACUGCUUCCAGACCGGCACGUGGUCGAAACGAAUCAAGUCGCGCAUGUCGAUGUGCCAUGAGGAGAACCACACCUUCUCUCGCUGCUUUACUACGCAGGCCAAAUUCCUCCAGGCACUCGGCUACGCCUCCGCCUUCAACUGGGACCCCGAACGAGAAGAACGCAUCCAGAUGCACGCCGACAAGCUCUAUCACGAAAUGAUCGGGUAUGAGAAGCAGGUGGAGGAAGCCAAGGCGGCGGGACAGGCGCCGCCACCCAUCACGUCGCUGUUCAAUCCCCAGGCCCGGCAGGAGAAGGCCGAAGCCAGUGCGGAUGCUCUGGAAAUCCCCGGCGGCGAGGCCAUCCCGGCCGGAUUCAAGCCCUCGAAACCCUUGGAGAAUCUGACGCCCCAUGAACGGGAAUUGGAGCUUCGCUCUCACUAUGCGCAGAUGGAACAGCAGAAAUUAUAUGCCCAGGAGGCAUUGCCCUUUGUCAAGGCGCAGGAUGACGCUCGAAACAAGCGGCGGGACAAGGCCGUCAGCUGGUUCGGAGAGACGGUGGGCAAAUGGAUCACAUAGCUGGACAUGUUAAAUGCAGGGAUAGAAGGGCCAUGGGGCUCAUGUAUGAUUACUUCUUGGAGUUGCCAUCUGCUCUCGGGGCUGUUGGUGGCGAGGCAGAUCUGAUUUGAUAGCGACUGCAAUGGACGGCGUUACGGGGAAUCAAUCAUGGACAUAAAUAUAGCCCAG